AUGGCGCCCUUUGAGGGCCGUCACUUGAAGUUUAUCAUCCCCGUUGCCACCAGCCUGGACAGCUUCCGCUUUCGCAUGAGCCUGAACACUGUGUCUACGCUUACCACAGCGUCACUGCCCGUGACCACCAACUCUUUGACGCGUGGUAAGGCACAGUCGAGUGUGGGCCUGUCCAGUCAGUCGUUGGACACCCCUGCGGGCUGUGUGGGUGGCAUAUACGCCGGUAACAAGUUCGUUGCGAGUAUGGAGGUACUGAACACGGCCCAGUACUCGAGUUCGAAGACCGUUGUGUACCUUGAGUUGGAGGCUAGUUCGCCCUAUACGUUGCCCAAUGGAGCGCCGCAAAUCACACUGCAGAAGGCAGACGGUGCCUUCUCGGGCAGUUUUUGCACAGACGCCGAUGGCAAGCAACUCAACUGGGUGUGUGCUGUACCUUCGGGUGGAUUUGUAUCUGGGAACUCAAAGGAUAAGGCCAUUGUCUCGCUCAAUGGAAAGGUAGAUGCCGCCGCAUCGGGGAUUAUGGAUGAGUUUGUGCGGUUUAUCAUUCGCGUGGGCACCUCAACGUCUCAGAAACCAGGCGCCAUUCUACCUGUAGAACAGGAAAUAGAAUUCCCGCUGUGUGUCCAGUCGAACUUCCAGCAAACGUUCAAAAUUGAGGAGAAAACCACUCCGCGAAGCAUGCCAGACAACUCGAUGAUCUACCCCCACGCAAACCUUGCACUGUACCGUACACUGCUGCUGAUCAACACCGGACCUUCGCACAAGGCGACAGACUUCUACACAAACAUUGCCAUUGACACAGACAACGAGUCAUGGGGAGACACACUUCCCGCGGGCUGUGUGCAGCAGAGUGAGAGCAUUGUGCACUGUACCACAGGCCCAAUGAAGGCCAACGAUCCAUCCGAUUUUGCGUACUGGCGAUUGCCCACAGUGCUGAAGCAUGCCAACGUCAUCACCAGCAAAGUAGCCACCACCACAGCACAGGCCACACCAGAGGGAGGCACCACAUCGUUCGCCAGUUUCGGCAUCUACUACGGCGUGGAUAUCAGCCUCAGUGCCAAUGGCAUCACGGACAUUCCCCUUGGAUCCAAGGCAACCUUCAUUCUCGCAACAACCAACCGCCACCCGUCCACAGACGCCACUGACCUCAACAUCACGUGGGCAUUCCCAGCCAAUCUGGAGCUUCAAUACGACGAGCUUGCCUUUUCCGGAUACACCGUCAACCCCGUGUGCGAGACGUUCAUGUCCAACGAUACCAAUAGUGACAACCUCAUUCCUAUGCUGACGUGUAUAGGCACACAGCCAGCUGGGUCGAGUACACGCGUACGUAUCCCAGCCACGGCUAAGAACGCCAAUGCAGAGACUGAUGUUGCGGCUGUUGGACUAGUGGCCACUGCUAGAGUUCUGUCCAUGAAUGAGCCCGACACCCCCGCCGACCGCCUCACACGUGCGAAGAGUGUGACGUGGAACUUUGCCACCACUUCAUUUGCGAAUGUGGAGGUGACACUCAUCCCUGACUACAGUGUCGUAGACCCAGACACGGGUGUGCACAUGUUCGCACUAGAUCAGACUGUGCAGAUGCAGGCCACCAUUCGUGAUAUUGGUUCGUUGGCCACCACCGGGCUGGUUGCAACUCUCGAGUGGGACGACAACAUGCGAUUGCGCUCUAAUACGAAACGAAAAUGUGCUACUGGUGCGGUCACUACAAACACCACGUGGACGUGUGACUACAGGUCUAUUGAUCAAACCGACCGCUUCCUGGAGAACUCAUUCACCUUUGAUUAUUUCGUGGAUCCGGCUGUGAACGAUACGUUUGAGGUCUACUGGCGUGUGCAAAGCGAUAACGAUCGAAUUCCAAUAAAUGAUGGCGCGAGCAUUGACGGUCAAAUUUCCGAGCCCGUUGUGGAUCUAAAGGUGUCAGCGCAGAUCAAUCCAAAGACUCUGCUGCCCAACCAGCCCUUCACCAUGACCAUCCUAUGCCAAAACCAAGGCCCUUCCGCGGCCGCCAACGUGACGCUAGAGACGUCUAAUUGGCCAUCUCUGUGGAUGGACAUGAUUCAGAUACCCGAAGAUUGCACGGUGGUGAACUCGCAGAUAGAGUGCGAUAUGCCUAUUCUGGUGCGAGGUGGUGCGUCUGUCAGCUACACGUUCAACGGCACGAGUAAGCCAGAAAUUGCCAACGAGCUCAACGACUUUGUGGAGAGAACCGUUUGGAAGUUGAAUGAGGGCACUAUUGCCAGCAAUGGAGACUUCAAGAAUAGGGCUCUCUACUUCAUAUAUACUAACUUCCAACCGAAAGAGACCGAGGUGCCCAACAACUCAAAGACAACCAAUACCAUUGCGGCUGUGGCAGGUGCCACCGCUAUAUACCUGGCUGCAAGUGGUAUCUUCAUGCUUUACCAUGCUCACUUCUUUGCACGGCACCCUCCACCGGAGACCUUCGUUGAGCCUGAUGUAGGCGAGCUCUAGAUGCCUACCGAGGAGAAUUCGAUGCAAAAUUAUUUUUCAAUUUUUCGCUGGAGUAUAGACAUAAGAUGUCCAGGACAUUUGCUGAUAACUCUGCUGGAAGCAAUUGUAAUGUAGUAGGAUACAGAUUUGUUUUGCAGGAUAUUUUCAGUGUCAUGUCGCAAUUGGGUAUACGAACUUCAACCUAGUAGAUACGCAAGUACAGAUCUGGCUGCACUGAGACUAAAGUCCGAACUACCCCUAGUGUAUGAAAGGAUAUGAUGUAGUCGCUACUGGAACACAAGAGACUCAGUUA
Messenger RNA from Sphaeroforma arctica JP610, 2761 nucleotides. RefSeq lists its product as hypothetical. The record is from RefSeq and is a predicted model, not a curated record. Lineage: Eukaryota; Ichthyosporea; Ichthyophonida. The transcript is spliced from 14 exons. The coding region runs from base 1 to 2469 and encodes 822 amino acids.